CAGGUGAAAGUGUUUCAGAGAACACAUAAUGGAACUGACAUUAGGUCACACUUGGAAUGGUAGAAUAUAAACAAUCUUAAUGAUAUCAGUUGUCAGAUGUUUAUUUGAUCUGAAUGUUAACUGAGUAUUUUUCUUUCUGCUAUUGGACACAGGAUGUUGACAGAUGGCCUUGGGUUAUGCGUUUGAUUGGAUUGUAACAAUCAACACGUUAUCCCUGUGAAUCACAAGCAGUUGCCAUGGUGCAGGUGAGAGAGGUCAUGGGGCCAUGGGCAGUUCCAGGGUUGGGGUCAUUCUCUUCAGAUUUCGUCGUGUUCUCUCUGCUCUUCCUCCUCCUCUCCAUCAUCCUCGCCCUCUGCACUAACUGUAGAAGGCAUUCCUUUACGCUCCGGGAUGGUGGUGAGGAGGUGGACAGAACCCAGUCACAGCUGGUCAGAGUGGUGAGAGAUGGGACGGGCAACAACAAUGAUGACAGCUAUGUCCUGACCAGGGUUACACUUGGGGUGGGCGCUCAGAAGUCGGUUAGAUUGGAGGUGAAGCUAGAAGAUGCCCUGGCCGCCAGGGAGAACCCAAUGAUCAAUGACAUCAGAAAAGAUGAGAGUGAUUUCAGUCCCAGACCUGAGGACAGUGUCAUUGGUGUACCGGAUCAGCCUCCUGCUGAGCAGGAUGUCACCUGGUUGAAACCCUGGAGGAGCCACAGGGAGGCACCUGAUCAAGGUGAUUCUCCAAGUGCCUUGCAGAUUGCCAACAGAACCCCCAUGGUCAUGACGAUUAUAUCUCCUUCGCCUCCAGCAACCGUCGACAUUGGUGACCUGAGUGAUGUCCUGAACUUCACACCUGAGCUCCACUUUAUCCCAGCCCCCAUUGUCAUGGUGGAAGUCGACACCCCCCUUGAAUCUUUAUCCCCACCUGUCUAUUCAGAGGACACCCUAGAUGCCACAAUCGUGAGCAGUUUUGAACCUGUUGAUGUCCCCAUUGUGGAGGUCCCCAUCAUGAGCAGCCUUAAACCUGUUGCUGUCCCCAUCCUUGAACCUCUGGUUGUCCCCAUCGUGAGCAUUCUUGAACCUGUGGAAGUCCCCAAUGUGAAUGUCCACAUCGUGAGUAGUUUUGAAUCUGUGGAAGCCCCCAUCGUGGAUCUCCCCAUCAUGGAUGUCACCAUUGUGAACAGCCUUGAACCUCUGCAAGCCCCAAUUGUGGAUGCACCCAUCGUGAGCAGCCUUGAACCUGUUGAACAUGCAGAUGCCACUGUCAUGAAUGACCUUGAUAUCCUGAAUGCUCCAGUUGGCUUAGAGAACCUGGAUGCCCCAGUCAUCAACAGUCUUGACACACUGGUGCUGGACGCUCUUAUUGUAAACAGCCUUGAACCUGUGGACAUCCCUGUCAUCAAUGACCUUGACACUCCAGAUACCCCCAUCAUAAAUAUUCUUGACACCCUGGAGCUGGAUGCUCCCAUCAUAGAUGUCCCCAUUGUGGACAGCCUUGCACCUGUGGAAUUCCCCAUCAUGAAUGACAUUGACCUCCUGGAGAACCCUGCGGAGUUCAGCUCCAGCUUUAACCCUCAGCUUGAAGUAGAGGUUCAUGUGGAGGGUGAGGACCAGAACCAGGGGCUUUGUCUGUGUGUCCAACCUCAGCGUACCUAUGAGAUCAUUGGGGAGCCCAAUCCUGAUGAACCCUCUGGAAGUGGACCUGGCAACCCCAGGCUCUCAAACCAUAGCUGAACUGGUCCAUAACUCCACCACACAUUCUGACGAUGACACAACCACAGUCACCGAGCCAGCGGACCUGGAAAGCCCAGGCUAUGAUACUAUAGCUGAACUGGUCCAGGAUUCGAGUGCAACCACACUGCCUGACGAUGACCCUAUCACAACCACAGUCACAGAGCCAGGGGAUCAGAUAACCCCUGCGUAUGAAACCAUUGCUGAACUGGUCCAUAAAUUGAGCGCAACCACACUGCCUGACGAUGAGCCAAUAAGAACCACAGUCACAGAGCCAGGAGAAGGGCUUGACCUUACAAGCCCUCUCUCAGUGGCAGAGGAGGGUUUCUGUGACGGGGUGGAAUCCAAUGUACGCUAGAGUGAGAAAGAAGCUUAGUAAAAGUACCACCCCACCACCUGUGCUUCCAUCGGAGGACGAGGAACCGGAGGGAUUUUCACCUCCAUUACCAGAGAGAAGUGGAGAGAUGGAGGGAUGAUCAUUGUAGAAUAUCUCAUAAGACUUCAAAUGUGUGUUACGUCAUCAAUUAUAUUUAUAUAGACUCAACUGUGUCAUUUCUGGUGGAACAUGUCUCAGAUGAUGAAGAUAAGGGUUGUACCCAGUACAUAUCUUAUACGAUCUCAUAUGAGACGGGUAUCUCACUGUCCUAUCCUUCAUAUACACUAUUUCCAGUCCUUUCAUUAGCUUUGCAUUGAACUCCGUACAAUGCUAUGCUACAUAUUCCAUAAGGAAGGACCCUAAGCCCAGAGUAGAACUGGGUCACCUAACAUGUUCCAGAGUAGGCUUUAUGUUUGUAUUUACUAACACAUUACAGUGUGAAGUGGCAAUUACACAGUAAUAAAUCAUUGAGUUACAGGUU
Molecule: messenger RNA, 2569 nt
Organism: Salmo salar (Atlantic salmon)
Lineage: Eukaryota; Metazoa; Chordata; Actinopteri; Salmoniformes; Salmonidae
Source: RefSeq, a predicted model, not a curated record